AUUUAUUUUGAAGUGUCCUUCAGGCAGCUGUGCUGAGCAAGCAUCGACGCAAGAGGCAGUGAAUGGUGCUCUCAUCGCUAGUGUCACGUAUCUGGGGAGUUGUCAUAGUACAUGUUGGAAGCUUGUUCACACUUGCCUCGGCCAUUGUCCAGUUGGGUUGUUUCCGUAACAUAGGAAGGCAGUGGCUUCAACCAUCCACGCGGAAGUGUUUCUUCCAAUGUAGCUGGUGUCUGCAUUAUUGCAAAUUCUGCAGGACUGAUCUCAUAACAUCCUCCCAGUUCACCAGUGAAACUAGGCAGUGCCAGCUGCCACAAGCCAUUAUUUUUGUCUUUAAUUGUGAACUGGAAUUUUCUAGCUGAUUGGGGGGCGGGGUUGUUUGCUUGUUGGUUUCAGAAAAUGAGGAUCUUCAUAGCCUUUGAUGGAUCUUUUGAAGCAUUUGACAUAUCUGCAGAUGAAACUGUGGAGGCUGUCAAACUGAUGAUAAAGGAUUAUUUUCACAUUCCUCUCUCUGAAGACAAACAAGGCAGGCGUUACCUGGAGCUGAUGUAUGCUGGAGCUGCCCUGAAGGACAGCUGGAGCCUUGCUGAUGUUGGAAUCUCUUUCUCUUCCACUCUCAAAUGUUUUGUCAAGGAAGAAGAUAUGCCCACCCUCUGUGUGUUCAAUGCCGUGACCAAGGAGACCAUAUCGAUAACAGAGGCCAUUUCCCUCCUCGGCACAAAAGUGUCCCAUCUGAGAACCCUGGUAGCUGGGAGGUGCGGCUUCCCCGUGAGUGUCUUCUGUCUCCGGACCCCAGAGGGCGUGGAGAUGUAUGACUGCAACACCCUCGCGGAUUACCGGACCAGCUUCGGCUCAAUGCUACGUUUGGAUGUCUGGGAUGGAUGGAAGGAAUUCCUGAUGGGCUGUCUCCUGGGACAGACACUUAAAGUCCAACGCUACUUAUCAAAAGAAGGGCCAGUGCUCAAGUACCAGAGGCGGGUGGCCCUGUACAUCGCCGCUGUUUACGGGCACAUGGAGCUCACCGAGUGGGCCCUGAAGCAGGGCGCACGGCCCCACGAAGCAGUGGGCGCCCACCCCUACCGGGCCUGGUGCCAGGAGGGCCUGCACGCCGACGUCGCCAAGUGCCCAGUCCACGCGGCAGUAGAGGCGGGCCAGCUGCUGGUGCUGAAGGCCUUUGUGCGCUGCAGUGUGCUGGGCCUGGCCUGCAGGGACCCCGGGGGCCACACCCCCCUGGCCCUGGCCUGCAAACACCAGCAGAGGGACUGUGCACUCUACCUGCUGAGCAAGUUGUGGUCCACCGUCUCCUUCCUGAAGGUCUCCCUCCCCAUGAGGCUCUAUAUUAAAAUAAAACACUGGGUCCUCAGAGCUCAGAGCCGCAGCCUGCACAAGAGGCACUUCGGAGGUGCCAAGAUGGCCGGCGCCAGAGUUGGUGACACUGUGAUGGUGGAUGGUUUCACCAAACCAAAAAUGACCUCCAAGAGCUGGUGGAAGACAGGGAAGCAGACCUCGCCCUGCCACACAGGAGGGCAGCUGCCGCCUCUGGGGGAGCAAAAUGCCCACAGGAAAUCUGUGCGGCCUCUGGCAGCCUCACAGCUGCCCCCAAGAGAACAAGGCCUCAAGCUUCCUCCGCUGGCAGAGGCACAGGGCUUGUCUGGGUUACAGAGACGGCUUCCACCCAAGCGGGAAAAGAUGAGUGUGACCGCUGGGAAAAAGGCAUCGCCGCUCCUAAGGAACACCUAUCUCCCCCAAGUCCCGCUCCCCGCAGGGUCCAGAGUGGCCUAUUGGCACCCAAAGCUUUACUACGCGACCCCCAGAGCUGACUUUGAGCUCAGGUCGUCCUUCGCACCCUACUCUGAGCACAGUGGGAAGACACCGAGAGAGAACGCGGUCUACUGCUUGACUGUGGCCAGUGCCUUUAAAGAAAAACGCUGGCUUCAGCAGUUAGAAAUAGCGAGAGCUCUUGCCAAAAAGAGCAUUUCUAACUUGACCACCCAAGGAGGCCUGAUAGCAUCUGAAAAUCCCUUGAAAAUUGUGCUUUGAGAAGCCACAACAAUCCCAGUUUGGGGGGAAGACUUGGUUAACUAAGAGACUUAAGUUCUAGCACUAAUUGUUUGAUUAUUAUUUUUUUUUUUUACCAGAGAACUUCUUAGCUCUGGUUUAUCGUGGUGCUUGGGAUUGAACCUGGGACUUUGGAGCCACAGGCAUGAGAAUCUCUUUACAUAACCAUUCUGCUAUCUCCCCUGCCCCUAAUGUUGAUAUUUUAAAUAACAGUUCUAAUGCUGCAGGACUCUCACCAAGAUGUUUGAUGUGUAACCCCAGGUUUUCACAAACUCCAUCACCCUAUGGGGUAGGGAAACAGAGGAAAGAACAGAAGUGGGAAUGUCAACUUUUUCUUCCUUUUUCUGUUAUGCUUUUUAAAGUGCUUUUGUUCAAAUAUUGUUGACUGUAAACCCCAUAUUUGGGAGCUACUCUCUUCCCUGACCCAGCUAUCUGGUCCUUUUUCCAGCCAUGACAUCAUCACCCCAGACAAUAACUUGAAUCCACCUGCGUCUCAGAUUUCAGGCUCAGAAAAAAGAAAAAAAAAAUAGUAUAGGCACAGGCCCUUUUGAAUAUAACUAAAAUAUGCCUACUAGCUAUCUACAAAAUAGAGAAACCCCCCCCCCCCAACUCUUCAUCUGCACUAUUCCAGCCUUUAGGUUCAUGACUGGUCAACAAUUUGUUUAGCUUUAUAUAUUAACCCUCUUUUCAGCCACCAGGUUCCAGGUGCUAGCAUGAUGCCAACCAGACUUCCCUGGACAGACAACCCCACCAAUGUGUCCUGGAGCUCCGAUUCCCCAGAAUCCCUCCCACUAGGGAAUGAGAGGCAGAAUAGGAGUAUGGAUCGACCUGUCAAUGCCCAUGUUCAGCAAGGAAGCAAUUAAAGAAGCCAGACCUUCCACCUUCUACAUCCCACAAUGACCUUGGGUCCAUACUCCCAGAGGGUUAAAGAAUAGGAAAGCUAUCAGGGGAGGGGAUAGGAUACAGAGUUCUGAUGGUAGGA
Molecule: messenger RNA, 3037 nt
Organism: Erinaceus europaeus (western European hedgehog)
Lineage: Eukaryota; Metazoa; Chordata; Mammalia; Eulipotyphla; Erinaceidae
Gene: ANKUB1
Product: ankyrin repeat and ubiquitin domain containing 1
Exons: 6
Coding region: 397-2037 (546 amino acids)
Molecular function (GO): protein binding
Source: RefSeq, a predicted model, not a curated record